Molecule: messenger RNA, 399 nt
Organism: Macrosiphum euphorbiae (potato aphid)
Lineage: Eukaryota; Metazoa; Arthropoda; Insecta; Hemiptera; Aphididae
Source: the annotation of a GenBank genome assembly
AUGGAAUCUCAAGUAAAAUCUACUCGUGGUCGUGAAAUAUUUGUAUAUAAUGGUUUUAUGUAUGUUUAUGAUAAUGUUAAUUUUAAUAAUACAAUACGGUUUUGGCGUUGCCGUAAUAGAAAUGUUUGCAAAGCGCGAAUUCAUACAGGAGUAAAUGACUACACAGUCAUAAAAACUAUCAAUGAACAUUGUCAUGACUCGGAAGCGUCAAAAAUCGAAGCAGAUGUCGCUGUAACAAAUCUAAAAAGAAGAGCUACUGAAUGUAUGGAGCCUACGUCUACUUUGAUUAACAUGUGUAUUGCUCCAUUGUCUGAAGCUUACGACUUAACUAGUCUCUACGACUUAAUGUCGAAAUGGGAGUAUGCCAUCCGUCAAUCUGGGCUUUUAUUAAUUGUUUGA